GCGGGGCCGCGCCGCCGCCCGGGUCCUUCCCCUUGAAGUGACUCCUCCAAGUGAUGUCAGCUGCAUGUGAAAGACAGGGAUCUCACGCGGAGGGGAAGAGGUUUGCCAUCAAAAUGUGACAGCGGAGACAGCGCUGCAUGGCUCGGGAGGCAGCUCCGCGGCGGCGGGGGACAGAGACUUAGAGGAGAGAGAGGCUGCUGCGCCCUGGCCCAGCCCUCGCGCCUCGCCCCGGAGCGCCAUGGCCAGCUCGGCUUCCCUGGAGACCAUGGUGCCCCCGGCCUGUCCCCGCGCCGGAGGAGCGUCGCCGGCCACCUCCAAGACGCUGGCCUUCUCCAUCGAGCGCAUCAUGGCCAAGACGUCGGAGCCCCGCGCGCCCUUCGAGCCCCGGCCCGCCGGGGCGCUGGAGGCAGACGGCGGCGGCCAGGGCAAGAAACUGCUCAACCUCUGCUCGCCGCUGCCCUGCAUGCUCCCCCUGCAGCCCCUGGGCUACGACAUGCCGUCCAAGACGCUGCUCAGCUACUCGGAGCUCUGGAAGAGCAGCCUCCGGGCGGGCGGCGGCGGCGGCGGCGGGGGGGCCCCGGUGUGCGGCGCCAGCGGCUUGUGCAAAACCAACUGUGGCGUGUGCUGCAAGGCCGAGCUGGGCCUGGCGCCCGCCGCGCUGCCCGCCGGCCGCGUCAUCAAGCCGCAGGUCAUCCACCACCACGCGGCCGUGGGGCUGCCGGCCAGCGGCUCGCUCUACUACUUCAACUACCUGGACUCGGCCGCCUACCCGCCCUCCGAGCUGCUGGGCGGCCCUCUCUUCCCCUCCGGCCUCCUCAACGCCGCCGCCGCGGCGCAGGCCCCCGCCACCGCCGCCGCCCUGGCCGCAGCGCACCCCAAGCUCUUCCUGCUGGAGAAUGCCAAGCUGGCCGGCCUGGCCGCGGACAAGUUUGCCCACCCGGCGGCCCCCUACGCCCACAAGGAGCGCCUGCCCGCGCCGCUGGAGCAGGUGCUGAAGGAGAACUCGGCGCUGACUGCCGAGCGAGGCGGCGGCGGCAAGGGCCACCACGGCAAGCUGCCAGGCGGGGCGUCCGCGGAUGGCAAACCCAAGAACUUCACCUGCGAGGUGUGCGGCAAGGUGUUUAACGCCCACUACAACCUCACCCGCCACAUGCCUGUGCACACCGGAGCCAGGCCGUUCGUGUGCAAAGUCUGCGGCAAAGGCUUCCGCCAGGCCAGCACGCUAUGCAGACACAAAAUCAUCCACACCCAGGAAAAGCCUCACAAAUGCAACCAAUGCGGCAAGGCGUUCAACCGCAGCUCCACGCUCAACACGCACAUCCGCAUCCACGCGGGCUACAAGCCCUUCGUCUGCGAGUUCUGCGGCAAAGGCUUCCACCAGAAAGGGAACUACAAGAACCACAAGCUGACCCACAGCGGCGAGAAGCAGUACAAGUGCACCAUCUGCAACAAGGCCUUCCACCAGGUCUACAACCUGACCUUCCACAUGCACACCCACAACGACAAGAAGCCCUUCACCUGCGCCACCUGCGGCAAGGGCUUCUGCAGGAACUUUGACCUCAAGAAGCACGUGCGCAAACUGCAUGACAGCGCGGGCCCCGCCGCCCCGGCCGCCAAGGACCUGGCCCGGACCGUGCAGAGCUGAGCGCGCAGGCCGGCCCCUCCCUCCGGCCCAGACUCUCCGGCCGGCAGAGCGCGCCUGUCCACUCGUGUCUACAAUUCAAAGGGAAGAGACUGUAGCAGAGAGGCUAACUUCUAUUUAUCGAAACCAGCGAAUUUUUGGAAAGUUUAAACGUUUCCUCGAUGACUGGAAGCGAGCAGCCUGGCUCCCACCUUUGUAUAUUCAUUCGGGAAACUUAUUGAAACCUUGUGCGCCGACACGUAUUUCAUUCCGGCCGCCGGCCUGGGACAGCAACGCCUCAGCCGCCAUUCUACAGCCAUGUAAACCCUCCUGUCCAUCCGAACACGGAAUACACACAUAUGUGACUCAAUAAACAGGUCAUUGUGCGCGUUUUCUUUCCCGACCCCGUCCCCUCGCGGCGCCAUCCGCUCAGCAAACGCCGAAGAAGGAGCAGGCAAUGCACAGGGGCAGCGUUUCCCUGCCCAAAGGCGACCUCCUCGGGGCGUCUGGACCCCCUGGGAGGCCAACCCAGUGUUCCUACUGCGCCUGCGCACUAAGACCUCCCCAGCCCCCUUCUCCCCCCCAAAGCUUGGGUGAAAAGGCCUCCACGUGAUGAAAUUUUUCUCUUUGGUGACUGUUCCGACGCUUGGAAUUCUGGGUG
Molecule: messenger RNA, 2282 nt
Organism: Pipistrellus kuhlii (Kuhl's pipistrelle)
Lineage: Eukaryota; Metazoa; Chordata; Mammalia; Chiroptera; Vespertilionidae
Gene: FEZF2
Product: FEZ family zinc finger 2
Exons: 5
Coding region: 239-1645 (468 amino acids)
Cellular component (GO): nucleus
Source: RefSeq, a predicted model, not a curated record